AUGGAGGACCCGUGGCAAAAGGCGUACGAUUUUGCCGUCGUAGUGGCCAGAAAAGCUGGGAUGGAAAUUAAAAAAGCCAGUGAGAGCGAAAUAAAGGUGAGGACAAAAAGCUCCACUGCGGACCUCGUCACAAAAACAGACGAAAAGGUGGAGAAGAUUAUUAUCACCUACAUCAAAGAGGAGUUUGGAGCUGACACUCACAGCUUCAUUGGCGAGGAGUCAGUGGCAAACGGCAAACCGUGCAUUUUGACUGACAAACCCACGUGGAUAAUCGAUCCUGUGGACGGAACCAACAACUUUGUCCAUGGGUUUCCCUUUGUGGCAGUGUCUAUUGCGUUCGCAGUUAAAAAAGAGUUGGAAUUCGGGGUGGUGUACAGCUGCUUGGAGGACAAGAUGUACAAAGCCAGGAAAGGAAAAGGAGCUUUCUGCAACGACAAGCAAAUCUAUGUGUCGGAUGUGCGAGAUAUCCAUAAGUCCAUCAUCAUGUCAGAGCACGGGACGGACAGGAGCCUGGAAAAGGUGACCAAGAUUAUCUCCACCAUUCAAAGGAUCUGUUGCAUUCCUGUUGAUGGGCUACGCAACCUUGGCUCUGCCGCCAUCAACAUGUGCCUGGUGGCGAGCGGGAGGGUGGAGGCCUUCUUUGAGAUCGGAAUCCACUGCUGGGACAUUGCAGCGGGGGCAGUGAUUGUGAGAGAAGCUGGCGGAAUUCUCUUGGAUGUAAAUGGAGGCCCAUUCAAUUUGAUGUCCAGAAGGUUGAUGUCUGCAAAUAAUGACGUUAUUGCUCAACGGAUCAUUGAGGAAAUUGAAAUAUUCCCUGUGGAGAGGGAUGACGUGGAGAAGUGA
Messenger RNA from Nerophis lumbriciformis (worm pipefish), 843 nucleotides. Lineage: Eukaryota; Metazoa; Chordata; Actinopteri; Syngnathiformes; Syngnathidae. The record is from RefSeq and is a predicted model, not a curated record.